Phlebotomus papatasi is the source of this 3467-nucleotide messenger RNA. RefSeq names its product hyaluronidase B-like. The transcript is spliced from 3 exons. The record is from RefSeq and is a predicted model, not a curated record. Lineage: Eukaryota; Metazoa; Arthropoda; Insecta; Diptera; Psychodidae. The coding region runs from base 17 to 1138 and encodes 373 amino acids. Gene Ontology annotation, molecular function: hyalurononglucosaminidase activity. Gene Ontology annotation, biological process: hyaluronan catabolic process; defense response; carbohydrate metabolic process.
UAAGUGCAGUGAAAAUAUGAAAGUGAUUUGUGUUGUGACUUUAUUAACUGGGAUUAUUCCUGCAGUAAUUGCAGAACCAGAAGGAACUAAAAACUUUACAAUUUACUGGAAUGUGCCAACACAUCUUUGUGAAAGAGGUUCUGGAUCUGAGAAUAUUUCAUUUCGUAGUCUUCUGGAUGAAUUGAAAAUUGUUCAAAACCCUGGUGGAAAGUUUAGAGGAUCUGAAUUUACGAUUCUUUAUAGUCCAGGAUUGUGGCCGUCUAUGGAACAUAAUAAAACUGUAAACGGUGGAAUGCCUCAUCUUGGAAAUUUGACGGCACAUUUAGAAAAAUUAAACGAAACUAUUAUUAAGAAUAACACAGUUUCUGCAAAUUUUACUGGAAUAGCAGUAAUUGAUAUGGAAUCUUGGCGUCCAAUUUUUCGCCAAAACACAGGAUGGAUGAUUGUCUACCGAAAUUUAGUGUUUAACAACAUAACAGAAAAUAAUGAAACUUUAUCAAAAGCUUUAGAAGAACACAAAAAUAACACAAAAGAAUUCAACAAAUACAGAAAUUAUUUAUUUGAAAAAGCAGCGGAGAUUUUUGAACCAAAAGCUGUGGACUUUAUGAAUACAAGCAUAUCUGUAUUGAAGGAACUAAGACCUAAUGCUAAAUGGGGAUACUACGGUUUUCCGUACUGUUUUAAUAUGGGAAACGCCUCCCACGCAAGAGUUGAAGAUUGUCCACCAAUAGUGCAACGAGAAAACAACAGAACAGGAUGGCUAUUCAAAGCUUACGACUAUUGGUUUCCUUCAGUUUACAUUCCUAAAGAUCAUUUUAAUGCCACUGAACGUCAGCAGCUUGUUCAAGGACGCGUAAAAGAAUACAAUCGACUUCGAGAGAAGGACAAUCCAAAAGCUAAGAUAUUUCCCUAUAUUUGGCAUCUUUAUAAUCUUAAUGAAGAAUCUUUUCUAAACCAGACUGACCUUCAAAUGACAUUGGAAACCCUUAAAAAGGGCGGUAUGGAUGGAGCGAUAUUUUGGGCAAAAUCUGCAAAUGUUAAUUCGACACAUUUAUGUACAGAGCUUCGUAAUUACGUUAAUACAACUGUUAGAACUGUUCUUGAGAAAUUGAAUAUCCCUGUACAAAUUCAAGCGUAGAUAAGGGUGGGGUAUUUUCAGACAGUCGAAGUUUUUUUAAGACUUAUUUUCCAAACAUUUAUAAACUAAGUUAAAGGGUUAAAGUAAAUUAAAUCUUGCUAGUUUCACUUGGGUGUAUUUAUACUGGUGUUUUGAUAGUACAUACACACAGGGUCGGAUUUAGAAAUGUGGGGGCAAAAUGCCCAUUUGUAGGGGCCCCAAAAAUUUUUCGUUUUCCAACAGUGCCGCAUCCUUAAAAUUUUAUUAAUAAAGCUUUUCAAUGCUACAGGUAAAUUUAAGCAACUUUAAGUUUUCCUGAGACCUGUACGGAAAUUCUAUAAUAAUGUAACAACGUCAUAUAAUAAAUUUUCAUGGUUAAAUUCAGGAGCAGGAUGACAUUAAAUUUUAAUGAUUAAAGGUCGCUGAGUAACAACUGGCCAGUACCAUUGUGACCAUAGUAAGGGAAGAGCACCAGCGAUCGGCAGUGUUCCUCGGAUCGUCAAGUUAUUGUCAUAUUAUUGCACCAAUUAAAAUGGACAUUUAAAAAUUAUUAGCUACUUUUUACCAUUUAAUUCUUACAAGAAUACAAUGUAUUAGUGUAGAUUUAAUUUAUAAAACCAAUUUUCCAUGAGACACCUGAUUAAAUUCGUGACGAUCCGAGGUACAGAGUACACAGUAGCAAUUACAUCUAUUUUUUAUUAAUUUAUUGCAAAAUUUUAAAGUUCAAACGUACAGAUAUAGUUAAAUGGAUCACUAAUAUACCGAUUAGCAUACACAAAAAUACCAAAUAGUAUUUUGAGGCUUAUAUUUUCAACUAAAUAUCGAACAUGUCUCAACAUUCCGAUCCGGGGUACUUUUCCCUUACCAUAGAUUUUUUAAAGGGACAGAUAAUCCUAACCGGCUUAUGUAGGUGAGAUUCUUAACGUGAGCUAACUCGGAGUGCAUGCAAAUUCGAUUUAGAGCUGAAAUUGUGAGUCGCCAUUCAGUUAUCUUGAAUCAAAUUCGUGAAAUUAUACAAAUUUUGUAUUUAAACCAAAAUAUCAAGGAUUUGGAUGAACUGGCACAAAAGUGAUAUAUGGGUGAAAUGUAGACCAGAAUGUACUCUAUAAUUUUGCCGUAGAACUUGAUCUCAUCGAUUAAUUAGAAGCCGAGAUAAUCGAGGUUGUUUGUUUCUGAACUCGUUUUUUCGACCAGAGCGCCCCAAGUGUUCAUUUGAUGAACUUCAACUAUAUCAAAGAAUUGUUGUAUUUUGUGGGACUUUCCAUUUAAAACCAUAUUUUAAGUGUCUUGGUGGAGUAGAGGCAAUGAAAUUGGCAUCUGAGUGAUUUCAAAGCGUUAUUAUUGGAAAAAUCAAUUUUUUCACACUUAAACGGCAAAAUCGGAGUGAUAGCGUAGUCUGAGCGGAAAAUGAUGUAUGGACAAAAUAUAGAGACAAAUGUGCUCUACAAUUAUGUCGAAGUAAUCAUCAAAAUCGGUUCAGCGACAGUCGAGAUAAUUGAGGUUAUGUGAUAUUGAAAAUGGUUUUUCGACUGUGGCGCCCCUGGUGUUGGUCCCACGAAGUUCAAAUAUUCUAUAAAGUUGUAGCAUUUGGUGAGAUCUUUCGUUUAAGCCCUCAUUCAUCAAAAUCGGUCACAUAGAACCGGAGAUAUGAUUUUUUGAAUUUUGUGAACUUUGACCCCUCAUAUCUCCGGUUCUGUUUUAACCACAGCGCGCAUACGCACCAUUUUGGAAACGUCCUAGACUGGACUACAACAUACUAAAAUUUCAUUAACUUGCACAAUGCCGUUUUUGAGAAAAGUGACUUUGAAUUUCGAUGAAUUUUGACGCUAUCACAGCGCCACCUGUGGUAAAUUUUUGAACUUCCAUCUGAAAGUGCUCAUCGAGACGAAACCAAAAAGGUAAAAUUUAGGUCGCUCUGUUAGUUAGAACCGGAGAUAGAGGCCGGUCAAUGUUCGAACUUUGACCCCUUAUAGCUCGGGUCAGGGGUUUUAGAUCGACUUAAGGUUUUUUUUGUUUGAUAGGUAUAAUCAACGGCUACAACAUACUAAAAUUUCAGCCCGAUGCACAAUGGAAUUUUUGAGUUAUUUAACUUAUAAGAUUUAAAAAUUUUCUUUUUAAUAAUAGCGCCCCUAGCGGUGGUUUUAUGAACUUCCGAUGUUAGAAGAGGAAGUGGCAUUUCACGAGAGCUUUCCAAAAAGCCCUCUUUUUUUAAAUUCUGAUAAUUAGAACCGGAGUUAUGGCCAUUUUAAGAAAUUUUUUUUGGACCCUUAUAGCUCGGGUCAGGGGGGUCGAGGGACCUUAAGUUUGGUAUUGAUGGAAAGCUCUAAGGCCCAGCUAUAACAUACUAAAA